This is a messenger RNA of Kogia breviceps (pygmy sperm whale), 4186 nucleotides long. Lineage: Eukaryota; Metazoa; Chordata; Mammalia; Artiodactyla; Physeteridae. The record is from RefSeq and is a predicted model, not a curated record.
UUUGCGGCCGCCGCGCCCUCGGCCCUCCUCCCCGCCUCCUCUCCUCCCUCCCUCUCCUCCCGCGGUUGGAUCAGUCUUCCGGCAUUUCCUGCAGCCGGGCCGCGCCGCCAGCUGAGCCCCCGCGCGCGCUCGGCCCGGCCCGGCCCGGCCCGGCCCAGCGCGCCCAGCUUCUCACGAAGCCCCCCAGCGCCCACGCCAUGAAGGAGGAGGCCUUUCUGCGACGACGCUUCUCACUGUGUCCUCCCUCCUCCACCCCUCAGAAAGUCGACCCCCGGAAACUCAGCCGCAACCUGCUCUUGGGUGGAGAGAAUGAGCUCGACCCUCUGGGUCCAGGGAAGGACAUGGAGCCCAACAGCCCAUCACCGCCCAGGGAUGAAGGGCCCCCGACCCCAGGCUCUGCCACGAAGGUGCCACUGCAACUUGAGUCUCUCUUGCAGGCGGAAUACAGGCUGUGCAAUGGGUCCGACAGGGAAUGUGUGUCCCCGACAGCCAAGGUCACCAAGAAGGAAGCUCUCAAGACGGUGGAGGCCCCCACUAGUAGAAGGCCCCCGGGGAGGGCCAGCCCAGGGCCUUGUCCCCUGACCCACCUGCGGGUGCCCUGGGCCCAGGCACAGAAGGAGAGCUACCGCCAGGAGAAGAAGCGCGCCACCAAGCAGCUGCUCAGCGCCCUGACCGACCCCAGCGUGGUCAUCAUGGCCGACAGCCUGAAGAUCCGUGGGACCCUGAAGAGUUGGACCAAACUGUGGUGCGUGCUGAAGCCGGGAGUGCUGCUCAUCUACAAGACGCCCAAGGUGGGCCAGUGGGUGGGCACGGUCCUGCUGCACUGCUGCGAGCUCAUUGAGAGGCCCUCUAAGAAGGACGGCUUCUGCUUCAAGCUCUUCCACCCACUGGACCAGUCCGUCUGGGCCGUGAAGGGCCCCAAAGGUGAGAGCGUGGGCUCCAUCACACAGCCCCUCCCCAGCAGCUACCUGAUCUUCAGGGCCGCCUCCGAGUCGGACGGCCGCUGCUGGCUGGACGCCCUGGAGCUGGCACUGCGCUGCUCCAGCCUCCUGCGACUCAGUGCAUGCAGGCAGGGCCGCGACGGGGAGCCCGGGUCCUCGCCAGACGCAUCACCCUCCUCGCUCUGCGGGCUGCCCCCCUCGGCCGCCAUCCACGACCAGGACCUGUUCCCACUGAACGGGUCCUCCCUGGAGAACGAUGCUUUCUCAGACAAGUCAGAGAGAGAGAACGCUGAGGACUCGGAUAAGGAGACCCAGGACCACAGGCGGAAAGCCGAGAGCGGGAGUGACCCGUCGGAGGCCCCGGGGCGCCCCGUGUGCAGAGGGACCACGUACGUGGUGCAGGAGCACGAGGAGAUGGGGGAGCUGGGCGAGGCAUCGCAGGUAGAGACGGUGUCUGACGAGCACAAGAGUCUGAUGUGGGUCCUGCUGAAGCAGCUGCGGCCGGGCAUGGACCUGUCCCGCGUGGUGCUGCCCACCUUUGUCCUGGAGCCCCGCUCCUUCCUCAACAAGCUCUCCGACUACUACUACCAUGCCGACCUGCUCUCCAGGGCAGCACUGGAGGAGGACGCCUACAGCCGGAUCAAGCUCGUGCUGCAAUGGUACCUGUCCGGCUUCUACAAGAAGCCCAAGGGGAUCAAGAAGCCCUACAACCCCAUUCUGGGGGAGACCUUCCGCUGCUGCUGGUACCACCCCCAGAACCACAGCCACACCUUCUACAUCGCUGAGCAGGUGUCCCACCACCCACCCGUGUCCGCCUUCCACGUCAGCAACCGAAAGGACGGCUUCUGCAUCAGUGGCAGCAUCACAGCCAAGUCCCGGUUCUACGGGAACUCACUGUCAGCUCUGCUGGACGGCAAGGCCACCCUCACCUUCCUGAACCGGGUGGAGGAUUACACCCUUACCAUGCCCUACGCCCACUGCAAAGGCAUUCUCUACGGCACCAUGACCAUGGAGCUGGGCGGGAGAGUGACCGUCGAGUGCGAAAAGAACAACUUCCAGGCUGAGCUGGAAUUCAAGCUCAAGCCCUUCUUCGGGGGCAGCACGAGCAUUAACCAGAUAUCCGGGAAGAUCACGUCGGGCGAGGAGGUCCUGGCACGGCUCACGGGACACUGGGACAGGGAAGUGUUCAUCAAGGAGGAGGGCAGAGGAGGCGCCGAGCUCUUCUGGAACCCGAGCGAGGAGGUCCGCGGGCAGCGGCUGAAGCGGCACACGGUGCCUUUGGAGGAGCAGAGAGAGCUGGAGUCGGAGAGGCUCUGGCAGCACGUCACCAGGGCCAUCAGCGAGGGUGACCAGCACAAAGCCACACAGGAGAAGUUUGCCCUGGAGGAGGCACAGCGGCAGCAGGCCCGAGAGCGCCAGCAGAACCUGGUGCCGUGGACACCGCAGCUGUUCCACCUGGACCCCGCCACCCAGGAGUGGCGCUACCGAUACGAGGACCACAGCCCCUGGGACCCCCUGAAGGACAUUGCCCAGUUUGAGCAAGACGGGGUCCUACACACCCUGCGGCGGGAGACCAUGGCCCACCAGACCACCUGCCUGGGCAGCCCGGGGCCCAGGCACCAGGGGUCUGGCCCCGACCGGCGGCUCCGCAAGGCCAGCGACCAGCCGUCUGGCCACAGCCAGGCCACCGAGAGCAGUGGCUCUACGCCCGAGUCCUGCCCAGAGCUCUCUGACGAGGAGGAGGACCGUGACUUCGCUCCCGGCUGCGAGAGCCCGUGCCCUCGGUGUGGGAAGGAGGCAUGGCGGCUGCAGUUGCUGCACGAGGGGAUCCUGUCCAUCCGGGAGGCCCAGCAGGAGCUACAUAGGCAUCUCUCGGCCGUGCUGAGCUCCACGGCACAGGCCAGGCAGGCACCGGCCCCGGGCCUCUUGCACAGUCCCCGCUCUUGGUUCCUGCUCUGCGUGUUCCUGGCAUGUCAGCUGCUCAUUAACUACAUCCUCAAAUAAGAGCCCUUUGGGGACGGCGUGGGCAUCGCCUCCAGAACUCGGGCGGCCCCAGCCUCCCUCCCAGGCACCUAGCACUUUAAGCCAGCCCUGUGGAGGCAGAGACUCAGCGAGCACGGCCUCUGUGGACAGAGGGGCCCAUGGCGGCACAACAGCAGGAGGGGCCUGGGGGGUCACACGGGGUCCUCCCGGGGAGGCGCCGGCCUUAAUGCUGAAGCCAAAUGCCACAUUCGUGGGGCACUGCACUCCCUGGUGACCUCGUCCCAUCAUCCCCGGUCAGCCUCAGGGGAUUGAUGGCGGAGGGGCAGGAGGGCCUGCAGGGCUCUAGAUGUUGUUCCCCAGCAGGGGUGAGUGGGGGGCUUUGAGGAGCAAGCCAGGACCCCAGGUCCUCCUUGGGCCUAGCACACAGGCCAUCCCUUCCUGAGACCCUACCCACAUUGCCCUGGAGGGGCCACAGGUGGGCAGGGGGCGCCAGCUGGGCUGCUCUGGAGAGGGCGCUUGGGGCUUUAUUCUGCCUUUAUGCUGUCUGGACCGAGCCCAGUUCAUAUACCUACAGGACCCGCCCCACCUCCCUCAGCCAGGACGUGCCAAGCUGGGGCGGGCACACGUGAGCACGGUGUGCCUGGGGGCAGCGUCGCUCGCCCCGAGCCUGAGUUGGACACUUUGCUCAGACCGAUGCACGGUCUUCCCCUCCCACACGUUUUUAAUAAACGCAAUCGCAAUAUUUUAGGCAGGCUGCGAACAGCGCCUGGCGUCUGGCCUCCAUUCCUGUGUCAAACGCCUGUGUGUGUGUGUCUGUGUGUGUGUGUGUGUGUGUGUGUGAGCAUCUGCACAUAUAGAUACACACGGAGCCUUAAACUAUGUUGUGGCAGUGUCAUCUGAGCUGAUUGUCCAGUUUAUGUACCCAUGUUCUUACCCUCCCCCAGUUUGGGGACAUGUCUUUGCUCCAUCCCUCGAAAUAAACAGACACACAUAUUGUGUGUGUUGUCUUCUUGGGGAACUUCUGGAAACUGGCGGGGGUGGGGUGUCUUUCAGGGGAGAAACUCAACGCCAGCAGAAGCUGUCUGGGGCUGGAGGGGCCCAGGGAAGGGUCCGAGGCCCUGAGGAUGGAGGGAGGAGGUCCGUGGAGGAUGGGGGUGUAGUUUGCAGGGAGCAGUUAGAAGCAGCCCUCCCUGCUGAGCCAGCGCCAGGAAGCUGAGGUCCUGUCAAACAGCCGCUGAGCCAGCUGAGGACACGGGAGGGGC